Molecule: messenger RNA, 1038 nt
Organism: Anthonomus grandis grandis
Lineage: Eukaryota; Metazoa; Arthropoda; Insecta; Coleoptera; Curculionidae
Product: ATP synthase subunit C lysine N-methyltransferase
Exons: 4
Coding region: 157-762 (201 amino acids)
Biological process (GO): peptidyl-lysine trimethylation; positive regulation of proton-transporting ATP synthase activity, rotational mechanism; regulation of mitochondrial ATP synthesis coupled proton transport
Cellular component (GO): mitochondrion
Molecular function (GO): protein-lysine N-methyltransferase activity
Source: RefSeq, a predicted model, not a curated record
UCAGUUGAUUGUGACUUUGUGAGACAAUUUUAUCCAAGAUUUCAACUUUAGGUUAUGUAAUUUGAAGUUUGAAAAAGUCGAAAUGGAAUCGUGAAAUCGAUUUAUAGAUAUUAUUUUAAGUAUCACAGAAAGGAAAGUCGCAAGUUAUUAUUAAUAAUGAGUGAAUAUGAAGCCCUACAUUUAGAGUCAGCUGUUAACAAGCCCAUAUUUCACCUUUCCUUCACUGGCAAAAUUUUAGUAGGGUUUACUGGUGGCGUUGCCUUCGGACUGACAGUUAUCUGCACACCUUUUGUUACACCAGCCUUGAGGAAAUUUUGUUUACCCUACGUUCCAGCCACCACUGAACAGUUAAGCAAUAUCUUUCAAGCUUUAAAAGGGAGACAAGGCACGUUGCUGGAUUUAGGAUCUGGAGAUGGUCGCAUAGUUAUAGAGGCAGCUAAGAAUAAAUUUAAAUCAGAUGGGGUAGAACUAAAUCCUUGGCUGGUUCUUUACUCAAAAUUUAAUGCAUUCAAAUCUGGACAGACAAGACUGACACAGUUUUAUAGGAAAGAUUUGUGGAAGUACAAUGUUGGAAAAUAUGACAAUAUUGUUAUAUUUGGUGUUGAACAAAUGAUGGCAGACCUUGAAAAGAAAUUUAUUAAAGAAUGCAAACCAGAGUGCAAUGUAAUAGCUUGUAGGUUUCCUUUACCCAAUCUUACCCCGAUAAAAACAAUCGGCCACGGAAUAGACACUGUAUGGAUCUACAAUGUUAAGGAAACCUGACAAAUACAGAAGGCGUAUUUCUCGCCAUAUGAGUUGUUUAUUGAAUACAGUCCUAUUUUGUAUUUAGGAUUUCUGCUGUAUAUGUUAAAUUAAGGUGAUAUUCUGUUAUACAACUGAGUAAUUAAGUACAACUUUGCUAUAGUCAAUAUAAACACUGUAUAAAUGUUUGUCUUGAGACCAGAGCUGUCAAAAGCACUGAAUUGAGAUUUACAAAAAUUAAAUUGUAAAUUUUUAUGGUAAGAAAUAUAAUCAAUACAAUUAAUUUUAAAACAAAAA